GGUCUCGUGGUGAAAGACGUUUUUUUUUUCUCAUCUCGCGAGACUAGUCGACUUCUCUUACGUGCAACGUGCAGGGAUAGGAAUCAAUUGACCUAAAGCACCGAGCUGAAACGAUUGCCCGAACUUUCCUAUAACAAAACUCAGAGGCAAGGUCUACUGGUGUUCUUCCUUAAGAAUGCAUUCUUCCAGGUCGGUCCGUAUUGGGAAAAACUGUGCCCGAGGUCUUGGAUACCGCCCGAGGCUGUAGGCAACAUGUACAUAUUGUCUUCUCGACAGCAGUUGCUCCUUCCGGUCCUUUGCUGCAAAGGGGACCCAGAUUACAUCGAUCUAUAUUGGACUCGUCAUUUACACCCUAUGCUUUACAUCAGUUCGUGCAAUGGAUCUUAGUGGCCAAGUCUUCUCCAAAAUGGACGUGAAAGAAAGAGCAAGAGUGGUUGACGAUAUCUUAGAGAAAAUAAAUGUUCUCCCUGAGGAUGAGAAGCUGCAGGAUAGGAAAGAUUGGGGAGAGUUUAAAGAGAAGACUGAAGAGAUGAAUUCUAAUGCGAUAAAAACCGCCAAGAGUCUCCGAGCAAUAGCUGAUAGACUUGAUCAGGCGUGGUGGAACUACAAGGCCAAGCAUGCCGCUGGAACCGCUGCGUGUGUAGCAGGAGGAUUUCUGUCAUUAAUGAAUGAAGGCGCAGUACCCCUAGCUUUCUCAGCUGCUGGAGCUGUAGUAAACAUAAGGGCCAGUACCGAAGAAGUUGCCAUACGUUUCGCGGAAAUCAAGGCGGCCGAAAAGCUCAUAAGUGAGACCAGACACAACUACAACGCCUUGAAGAAAAUGAUUCAUAAUUGGUCAGUCACGAAAGAAAGAACACGGCUCAUUUACAUUUAUGGCCUUGCCAAAACCCAUAAGGUGGCUAACCCUCAGGUUUUGACUAUUCUACGUGACUUGGUUUUGUACUCCGUGGGGAUGCCUCCAGGGGCAAGUGAAGCGGUAAAUUUUCUUGAAACGGCAGCGUUGAAUUCGGGUGCAAAAGCUGCUCUUCAAGGUGGUGCUGAAGAAGCAGCAAAGGCAGGAACACAAGCAACUGAUGACGUACUUCAAGCCGGCGCAAAAACCUCAACACAGGAGGUAUCAAAGAGUGGAGCACAAGCUGCAGAUGAUCUGGUGGAAGCAGGUUCUAAAACAGUUGGAAAAUUCCCAAAGAACUUCGUUGUUUUCGCAAACACUGCCUUUUUAGUGUGGGAUGCCAUAGACCUGGGCUUCACGAUCAACGAUCUUGUUAUAAACAAAGGAUCUGAAGCGGCCAAAGAUCUAAGGGAAAAGGCCAAGGAGAUUGAAGAUGCUUUUAACUUGUAGUAUAGGAACAGUUCGAACUGACUCCAACGUUUAAAAUUAACAGUUCCUUACAAAUGGAAACUUCAAUUUUUUUUUCUUUCCAUUAUAUCGAAUACACUGAUUUUGUAGUUUGACCUAUUUUGUUGUAUUUUAAAAGAAAAACAAAAAGCUUGGUAACAACUUUAUUCGGUGUUAUAUUUAGAUGUCAAGGGAAAAGUGAUCAACAGGACGCUUAAAUCUCAGACUGAUUUUUUAUUUUAGGCAGUGUUAGAUUGCUGGUUCUAGGAUCCCAUUUAAGUGGCAAGUAUUUGAAGUUAGAAAACAAUUGUCUCAAGUGCCUUGUGCUGCAGACCCCACUACCGCUGGAAUAUCGGGAAUAUGCCUGAAAUUAAUUAAUUAAUUAAAAUAACCUAAUUUUAUGGUAAGUGGUGCGCAGAGUAAUGAUUAUCUUUCGAAGUAUUUGUGAAGAGAGUAAAGAGAAUAAAUCCCAUGCAGACAAAAGGCUCAAGACUUUCACCCAGCUUUUGAAGAAAUGACAAGCGCAUCAACCCUUACUUACGCAAGGUAUCAGAUCAUGAUACAGUUAUAUCCUAUGAACACAACAUAUUUUCUACACCCAAGAGCACAUGCAAUUGAACCACACUGAUACUUUAGGUCUUUAGGUCUUUAUUGAAUAUACAAGUAAAAAUAGAUACCUAUAUUUACAUGUUUAAAUUAUUAAUUAAAAGUUAAAAAGCGGAAGCAUAUUUAAAAAACAGUCUAUUAAUAUAACUAGCUUUGAAACGUUCUGUGCUGACACAAGGUAGUAGGCUCGUUUGAGUUCUCAAACGUUUAGAAGAUUCUUUAACUUUGGGCAACAAACUGUACAGCGGAUGAGUAGGCAGGCAACUAAUCCUCUGUGAGAUCCUCUGUUUUCUCAAGCAAAUCAUAUAUAUCUAUAGCAUAGGAUAUAAAACUGCGUUUAUGACAUCUACGAUGGCACCGCUGCACAGUAUUAAGUUCAGGCACUGAGGCUGCAUACACUGGUAAACCAUACGAGAUUUUAGGUAAAACUAAAGACUGAAACAGAUGAUCAAUUUCCGCUUGGUUAUCCUUCCUUCCUUAAGCUCCUUAACACAUAGAGGCACUUAUUCGCUUCGGAGAGUUUUCGUUUAAUGUGCUCAGUAACAAAUAGAGAUGUAGCGCAACAAGCAACUGUCAAACUGUCUCGAAAAAUGAUGCAAGUCAAGAACUACCAGCAUAACAGAGAAGUUGGUGAUAGCAUGUAAAACUCACUUAAGGUAUUAAAAUUUGGAACAGUCAA
Stylophora pistillata is the source of this 2624-nucleotide messenger RNA. RefSeq lists its product as uncharacterized. The record is from RefSeq and is a predicted model, not a curated record. NCBI's taxonomy places the organism in Eukaryota, Metazoa, Cnidaria, Anthozoa, Scleractinia, Pocilloporidae.